UUUCUAUAAAUACAGGGCGCGUUCGCUGUGCGGACGGACAGUCCGCAGUCGUUUGCCCUUUCAUACUCCAGUCGUACCACCGCAUACCCAAGCCCUACAUUUCCCACAGUCUUUGCGCGUCGUUUUCCUUUUCUGCCGGGAGUUGGACUGUAAACAACAUGGCCCCGUCCUUGCCCAGCGUUGUGCUUAUUUCUCUCCAUGAAUUGUUGUUCUUCUGAAAAUCUUCGUAAUCCCGUUGGUAUGAAUCGUAUAGGUACCUCUACCUUCUCACCUCUUCAGCCAGUCUCUCUUCAAAUGUCGACUCCAUGUCUGAUUUGUGUAUUCCGCAUCACCACAUGUUUCCGGUGCCGCAUGAAAUGCAUGUCAAUGUGAAACAGUUUCAUACCGAGCCAUGAUUUGUGUGACACCGGUACGCGUACGCUAGGUACUCGCGGUCACAAAAAUUGAGCUUCGCGCGGACAUGCCCAGGCGGACGUACGCUGAGGUCCGCUAUUUCGUCAUUUUGACCGCGCGGACCCCAGCGGAGUUCGGCCCGUGUAUGCUACGUCUAGACCAUGAAUUGGCCUUUAGCCUCUACAUGCUUUUAUUGGGAAUGUGCUGUCUGUUUGUCCAGUAAGGGCUCUUAGAGGAGUGCAGAUUAUGCAUUCUUGUUUCAAUGUCUUGAAACAAGCUAAAUAAAUGUUCCUGAAUGAAUGUGCUGUAUAAAUUAAAUUUGCCUGGGCAUUUUUAUUUAAUCCAGGGGGACACUACUGGCUGUAAAUCCCCCAGAGCAGCCAGUUCAGGCACAUUAUCAUCUCUGUAUUCAAGAGGACUCUAGACAACAAGCCUGAUCAGCCAGUUUGUUCCAGUUUUGAACGACAUGAGGUGUGUUCUGUUGUAGUUUCAGCAAAAGUGAAAGUGAAACUAUCAGACUGAGAGACGGCGUCUGUAAAAUGGAGGCUAAAGCUUUGAUUCCUGAGGACGAGCUCUGCUGUUCUGUAUGUUGUGAAAUUUUUAAAGAGCCUGUUCUCCUGAAAUGCAGCCACAGCUUCUGUGGAGUGUGUGUGAAGCAGUACUGGGAAGAGAAGAGCUCUCGGGAGUGUCCCAUCUGCAGGAGAAAGGCCUCUGUGGAUGGUCCUCCAUUAAACCUGGCUUUAAGAAGCAUUGUGGAGUUCUUCUUAAAGCAGAAGACUGAGAGAGAAACUACAGACAAUAGUGAUGCUCGCUGCAGUCUUCAUGGGGAGAAACUUCUAUUAUUCUGCGAACAUGACAAAGAGCCUCUCUGUGUCGUCUGUCAGACAUCAAAAAAACACAGAAACCACCCGGUCUGUCCAGUGGAAGAGGCUGUACUGGAGCUGAAGGACGAACUCAAGCCUGCACUUAAUCUAAUUAAAGAAAAACUGAAGAGGUUUACUGAGGUUGAACAAGAAUGUAAGAACACAGCUGAACACAUCAAGAGUCAGGCCCAGCACACAGAGAGGCAGAUAAAGGCAGAGUUUGAGAAGCUCCACCAGUUCCUGCGAGAGGAAGAGGAGGUCAGACUAGCUGCUCUGAGGGAGGAAGAGGAGCAGAAGAGUCGGAUCAUGAAGGAGAAGAUAGAAAACAUCACAGGACACAUCUCCAAUCUUACAGACAAAAUCACUGCUAUAGAGAAGGCCAUGGACACUGAAGACACCUCCUUUUUACAGAGCUACAAGAACAUCAAGGAAAGAGCCCAGUGCACACUGCAGGAUCCAGAGCUGCUCUCAGGGGCAUUGAUAGAUGUAGCCAAACACCUGGGCAACCUGAAGUUCAGAGUCUGGGAGAAGAUGCUGGAGAUGGGGCAGUACA
Molecule: messenger RNA, 1809 nt
Organism: Anguilla rostrata (American eel)
Lineage: Eukaryota; Metazoa; Chordata; Actinopteri; Anguilliformes; Anguillidae
Product: E3 ubiquitin-protein ligase TRIM35-like
Exons: 5
Biological process (GO): protein ubiquitination
Cellular component (GO): cytoplasm
Molecular function (GO): zinc ion binding; ubiquitin protein ligase activity
Source: RefSeq, a predicted model, not a curated record